Molecule: messenger RNA, 2956 nt
Organism: Protopterus annectens (West African lungfish)
Lineage: Eukaryota; Metazoa; Chordata; Ceratodontiformes; Protopteridae
Gene: TTC24
Product: tetratricopeptide repeat domain 24
Exons: 13
Coding region: 275-2293 (672 amino acids)
Molecular function (GO): protein binding
Source: RefSeq, a predicted model, not a curated record
GAAACCUGACUGUGUAGAUGGAACACUGGGAAAAGUAACUCAACCCUGAAGAUCCAUUAGAAAAGUGCUCAUUUUAAGGUACUGGACAUAAUGAUCUACUACUGAUCAAAGGAAGACGCAAAUAUUUUGGGAUCUUAAAGAAUGUAGUAUGCAGCUAUGAAGACACUGUGCAACCUGGAAAUUGAAUACACAGGAAAACAAAUGCUGCUUUGUUUGGUCAUGGGAUCUGCAUAUGUUCUGUGGUCCUUCUAUUACCUAACCAAUAACUUGGAGGAUGGCAGCAGAAGUUUCUAGAUUGCCAGUACAACCACUGGUACCUGGCACAGCCUUGUCUAAAUCCAGUAGCACCAGAAAGAAAAAAAAGAAAGAACAUAGCGGGAAGGAAAACAAUGAGAAUAAUGGCAAACAGAGUUCACAGAUUCGGACCGAGAUUGAAGGCCUUACAAAAUCUGGUCAUCUGGCCCUGCUUUCAGGAGAAGCUGAAGAAGCAAUCACUUGCUUUAAGAAGGCCUUUCUAUCAUCUUUGGAUGCGCAGGAUAUUCAAGUUCAGAAAGCGUGCGCCUUCAACUUGGGUGCUGCCUACAUUGAACUUGGGAAGCCACAGAAAGGUUUAAAUUUCUUGCUAAAAUCACAGACUGUGGACUCUGCGGGAAGCAGCCAACAGGGAGACCUUUACUUCAAUAUAGGAACUGCCUAUGAAGCAAUGAAAAACUUUCCGUUUGCACUGGAGCAUUUCCAAAAAGCAGCAGACCAUUAUGGUGCCGGCCAAGCAGAAAAUGCUGCAGAUGCGCAGAUGAAAAUGGGCUACUGCUAUCUUAACAUGAAAGACCCUUCUGGAGCUUGCCGAUGCUUCCUGCUUGCAGGAGAAUAUUACAGGGAAGUUAGAAAACUUGAUGUGGCUGCUGUUGCACUAAAUGAAGCUGCGAAUCACAUGCUACAAUGUCAGCAGUUCACAGCAGAAGAUAUAGUGAAUGUUCUCCAUGAGUGUCGAAGUAUAUGCACAAGCAUCAGCGAUCUACAGCUUUUAGGAAGACUAUACAAUGACAUUGGUCUGAGCUACUCCCAGCUGAAAAUCUUUUCCUUAGCAGCAGAAAAUUUUGAGAAGGCGCUGCCAUUGUGCCAGAGUGACAAUGCAGAUAAGCAGAAAGAGGUUGUGGUUUUGCAAAAUCUGGGAGCUGUGUAUAACACCUUGGGGAAAUUUGAGAAGGCUUUGGAGUUUCACGAAAAAGCUGCAGCUAUGUAUGGAAUUUUAGGAAAUCGGAAUGCUCAGGGGCAGUGUUUCUGUAACUUGGCCUAUGCCUUUAGCCAACUGGAACAUCAUGAAGAUGCUGGAGAGAACUACCUUCAUGCCCUGCAGGCAUUUAAAGAUACAGGUGAUUUCCAUGGACAAUGGCAAGCAUGUGAAGGACUUGGUGCUGUCAAGUUCCGUCUUGGUGACCCUGAAAAAGCAACAGUUUAUUACAAACAAGCAUUGUCACUUCUCUCCAAAUCCAAGGACGACACAGGAGCAGCUCAGGAGCGAAUUGUGAACAAACUCACCGAUGCUAUCCAGUACAAGCUCUCCAUGAACAGUCGAUUUCACCAUGGAGGAGGGAUUCCCCCAGCUAUGCCUCUUAAAAAUCUGCCUGGAGGGUUUCAGUCUUUGAGUCGAAAUUCUCACCUUGCCCCAGGAAAGCGUGGCUAUGAGAAUAACCACCACUCUUUGCUACGUGAUGACUUGAAAGAAGAAUGUCCAUUGCAGCCAACAGAAAAAUAUGAUACUCAAAGUCCUCUGCUGAAGAACAAUGGACCUGGUCCUGAUGGACACGAUGUGGAAGAAAACCAUAUUUAUAAUCAAACAGGCCUAGAAUUCAGAGCAAAAGAUAUAACACCAGGUGAAGGGGCCAGAAGUCUAAUGGAUGACACAAUGAAUCAGAAUGAUGAAGCCUUACAACAAAGAACAGAAAAUGCAGAGAUGGAUAGUGACAGCCUCACCGUUAUAACCAAUGCAAAAUCUGAGGCCACUGAUGCUGCAGACCAGAUAUCUGUCUACCGGAACUCCCAGUCUCAUGCAAACAGCAAUCUCAACAACACCUACCUUCGGCCUGACCCGUUGUACCAAAAUUCUUCAAAAAACUCUACACUGAAGGCAACACAAAAGAGUGAUCACCUCUACCAUUCUAUGGGAGCUGGAACAGUGACUCUGGACAGGGCUGGUCCAUCUUCAUCUCACAGCACGAUUAGUGAUGACAACGAAUCACCUCAUGGUCGCGCCAAGCACAGGCGUGGCUCAAAGAUGUGUACACUCAUGUGAAGGAGUAAGAACUUGGGACUGUUUCUCUUUAUGGAUGCUAUACUGCUGUCAGUGCCAGCUGGCAGCAGGAAGGCCAGUCAGUAUUUAUUGUGAUCAGUUGCCCAGUUUCUUGUGUUUGAAUUCUGCAGGUUUCUAGGAUUACCUUACUUGAGAUUUGUAACUUGUCAGAAUUCUGCAUUAGAUUUUCUUGUCUCUUUCCAAAUUAGUGUCAUGUUCAUGGUAGUCACAGUAUCCCCUGAUUUAUAACGAUGUACUUGGAAAGGAGCUAAUACCACCUAUGUAGGAGGCCUUUUGCCAAUGUGUUACUUGUCUUCUACUGGGAAGAGGAUGCGGUGACUCUAUUACAGAGUAAAGUGCAAGUGUAUAUAACACAGCAAUGAAAGAAAGAAACAAUAAAUUGUAAUUAUCAUGUGUGUAUACCACAGAAAUGAAUAAAAGCAACUUUAAAUUGUAAUUAUCAUACUACUUGCUGUUUGCAUUUGCUUGCUGCAAAGUUAAACAAAUCAAGCCAUUUACAUGCUCUGCUCACACUGGAAAGUGCUUUUUUGUUGUAUAUCUGGAAGGUAACUUGCAGCAUAAAGCUAGCAUGUUAUUCAACCUCAUUCUUAUUGCACAUUUAUAGGCCAUGUUGUAAUGCAGGCAUAAAUACAUUUUGAUAACCUA